CGACAACAACGACAACAUCAGUAUCGAGAAAAUUAAUGAAAAAAUUAUUACUUUCUAGCUUAUUUUUCAUAAUACUAAUAUCGAUAGCCAUCGAUAUUGUUGUUGUUGAUGCAAAUAUUAAUAAUGAUGACCACCGAACAAAUAAACAAUCAUCAUCAUCAUCAUCAUCAUCAAUGAACAUAUCGUUAACAACACGUUUAUUAUUGGCUGAUACAAUAUUAGCUGAAACAAAUUUAGACGAUGCUAUUAAAAAAUUGAUCGAUAAUUGGCAUUUAGUUCAUAAUAAUAAUAAUAAUAAUAGAUUUUCCAAUUUAUCCGUGAUCUCAUUAUCAUCAUCAUCAUCAUCAUCAUCACCGACAACAAAAUUAUCAUCAUCACAACAACAACAAGUCAAUCAUGAAAGAUCUCGAAGAUGGACAAACAAUAACAAAAAUCAUACGUCAUCUAUGAAUGAUAAUGAUGAUCGAAUGUUGUCAGAUGAUUCAUCAUUAUCAUCAUCCUCAUCAUCUGUUUAUUAUUCAAAUUCAUCAUCAUUAUCACCAUCAUCAACUAUAAAAAAUAACAAAGUUCCAUUGAAGAAUUCGGAAUCGAAAUCAAAUCAUCAUCAUAAUCAUCAUUCAAUGAAAAUCACUACUAAAUCACAACAACAACAGCAGCAACAACAAUCACAAAUGAUACGAAUGAAUCGUAAUUGUACAUCAUGUUUAAAUGAUGAACAUACUAGACAAUUACGUAUUGAAUCAAUUAAAAUGAACAUAUUGAACAAAUUGAAUAUGGAACGUGCACCAAAUGUUAGCAUACGACUAUUGCCAAAAAUACCGCCAAUAAAUUCAAUGUUGAAUCGUUUUUCACAAAUGAUGAAUGAUCAAUCAUCAUCAUCAUCUGAUGGUACACCAAAAAUGAUGACAAAAAUUCUUGGCAUAAACGAUUAUUUUGGACCAAUUAAUAAUCUUGAUUUUGGUACUGCCAAUGUUGAUGAUAAUGAUGAUGAUAAUGAAUUUGUUAGUACGGAAAAAUCAAUCGUUUUUGCUCAACAACAACCUCCAUUCGACCGUAUCGUUGAUCAAGAUUUACGUUUACAAUAUUUUAAAUUUCCAUCCAAUAUCUAUCAUUUACAUGUACAGAAAGCAUUUCUAUGGCUUUACAUGAAAGGUUCAUCAUCAUCAUCAUCAUCAUCAUCACAAUUGAAAACAAAUUCAUGGAUAGUCAUCUAUCAGGUUGUACGUAAUGGUCAUACACCAUUAGUUUUGGUGAAAUCAAAACGAAUAUCAAAUAAUAUAACACGUAAAGGUGGUUGGAUACAUUUUCGUAUGGAAAAAUUAUUAACAAAAUGGUUUGAAAAUCCAGAAACAAAUCUUGGCAUCGUUAUACAUGCAUAUGAUAAUAAUGGACAACAGAUUAGUGUUAUACAUAGUGAUGAUGUUGAACAGGAUUCACCAUUGAGACCAUUCAUAGAAAUUGGUGUGGAUCGAAAAAACCCAUCACAAUCGAUACGUCGUAAACGUACCAUUGGUUUAAAUUGUGAAGAUAAAUCAGCUGAAGUACGUUGUUGUCGUUAUCCAUUAACGGUGGAUUUUGAACAAUUUGGCUGGGAUUGGAUUAUAGCACCAAAACGUUAUCAAGCCAAUUAUUGUAGUGGUGAAUGUCCAUUCGUAUUGAUGAAUCAAUAUCCACAUACACAUUUAAUACAACAGAUUAAUAUGAAUGCAAUUGGACCAUGUUGUUCACCACGGAAAAUGUCUUCAAUAUCGAUGCUUUAUCUGGAUAGUGAUUAUAAUGUCAUUUAUGGAAUUUUACCCAAUAUGGUUGUUGAACGUUGUGGUUGUUCAUAAAGAAUUUAUUCAUAUUUUAUAACCAAUCCAUCACCACUACCAGUACCACCACCACCACCCAAUUCAUCCACAUUUCAUUCAUUACAUCCAAUUUUCAACUAUAGUUGGCAUUCCAGCUUUAAAAAAUAUAUAAUUCGAAACAAACAAACGAAUCAAAUAUCUGGAUAAUCAAAUUGAUUAUAAUCACAAAAACACACACACA
Messenger RNA from Dermatophagoides farinae (American house dust mite), 2034 nucleotides. The record is from RefSeq and is a predicted model, not a curated record. NCBI's taxonomy places the organism in Eukaryota, Metazoa, Arthropoda, Arachnida, Sarcoptiformes, Pyroglyphidae.